GCUGUAAUCGCUGCUAGACGGGAGAAGGUUAGGACAAGAUCGUUCUGGAUAAUAUCUAUCGGACGUGCGCGGUCUAACGUAACAUAUUGUAAUUCGCCGAAACGGUAAUUCUCCGAUCUUAAUCCGUUUUCCCUCUCUUCUUUUUGCGAGGAGACUCGUUCUCGGCAGAUAAAGAGCCGUGUAUUUAUCGUCAUCCCCCUGUUCCCGCAUUCCGUGCAGUUUCGCAUUACUGUGCAAUUGCGGCAAUGGCUACCUGGAACGGUUCAUAUUCGGAAGACCUGAAUUGCUUGGCGUACGACGACCGGAACGCAGCAGACGUUCCCGCUACCGCGGGAAACUGGCCAUAUUUCGUUGAGAACAAUGCAUAUCUAGGCGAUGUACCUCACGUAUCCACCGGAGGCUACUAUCCUAGAGCUAGGGGCGGUCGGCAGGUUUACGAGCAGAGUGGACCAACAACGGCUUAUUAUCAGGACGGCAGCCAGUACCCGUCGAAUAUGGUGCCUUUGAAGAACAAUGCCUAUCAGGAACGUGUACUGCCAAACACCUUGUUCGAGGAUAACGCGGGAGCGUCGAACAGCGGCGUCCCGACAUCGCACAAUGCGCCACCCUUCUCCCGUGGCGGUUACAGACCAAGAUCUAGGGGUAACCGGACGGCUGGCAAGUAUGCGCCACUGUCGGCGGGCGACGUCGUCCAGUCCACGGUAGUGGAGAACUCCAAUUUGCAUCCUAUAGCCAAUGAAUUUGUACCGAACAACCAGGGCAGAUUCCGAAAGGAUAACAGAUUCAAGAAGUACGAUAACGGCAACCCGAGUGGUUUCAAUACCUUCACGCAAGAAUUCAGACCAAAAUCAGCCUCGUCGGACAACAAAGGUGAGAGACGUUACGACAACAGAAGAGAUGCCAAUUAUAGACAGAAGAAGCCACAGGAUAUGCAGGCUUCAUCGAGAUUUGGCUACAGAGAUACUCCUAAGACUUACAACGCGAGAAACUAUAAUAAAUUUCAGAACAGCAAAUAUUACAAUAGGAAGUAUCAGUCAAAUGUACCUCCAACUGGACAGAAUGCUACUAGAGAAGCUCGUACAACUAUGACUGAAGCUAUUGAUUCAGCCAUGUCUAGUAGUCAGGAAAAUAAGACUUUUGGUGAGGAUGUUCAAGAGGAUGACUCAUCUUCGAGUACAAAAAUUGAUAGAAGUAGAGAAGAGAUGUUGAUGCACGUAGAUAACAAUUCGGAAAAUAUGUUUUCGAGAAGUCAAGAAGCAUCGCGAAAUGGUAGAGUUAAGCGAUUUGCUAGUGCAUCCAAUUAUAGAUACAAUUCGAACGAUAUGCAAUCUGAAUCUGGUACUAGCCGUAAAACAACAGCAGCAAAGUAUAUACAAAGAAGAAAUAAUGAGAUGAUAAAUUAUAAGGAGAAGAAAAUGGCAAAUUGGAGAGAUAAGACGGAAAGUAAUGAGACAGUGCAUGCAUCUCAGGGAAAAAAUUAUAAGAAAAAAUAUGAUAUUGAUGACGACUCGAGCCAGAGGGAAAGAUUAACUGAGCAGUUGAACAAGGGAACAUUGGAAUGUCUGGUUUGUUAUGAGCAUAUUAAGCAAAGCGAUUACGUUUGGUCUUGCAGCAAUUGUUAUCACGUAUUACAUUUAAAAUGCAUCAAAAAAUGGGCCAAGUCCUCUCAGAGUGAAAAUAAUAGUUGGAAGUGUCCGGCUUGUCGGGAUGUUAGUUUCCUCGUGCCUGAGGAUUACUUCUGCUUCUGUGGAAAGAUGAAGAUGCCAGAGUGGAAUCGCAGGGACGUAGCACAUUCAUGUGGCGAGAUUUGCGGUCGUCAUCUGUCCAAGAAUAAUUGUAUGCACAAAUGCAUCCUGCUCUGCCAUCCCGGCUCUUGUCCACAGUGCGUGGCAAUGGUAACAAAGUAUUGCGGAUGCGGCAGAACAUCGAAAAUGCUCCUAUGUAGCAUUCAACAACGGUUAAUAUGCGAUUCAGUAUGCGAAAAAGAUCUGUCGUGCGGCAAGCACACCUGUCAGAAAAAGUGUCAUCAAGGAGAGUGCGGGCCUUGCGAUAAAAUUGUACAACAAACAUGUUUUUGUAGUAAGAAAACUCAGGAGGUACCCUGCCGAGUCAAUGUCGCAGAUAAAUUUUCCUGUGAUAAUAUUUGUAAUAAAACAUUGGAUUGCAAGAAACAUUAUUGUCAGAAAAUCUGUCAUCCAGGAGCCUGCGAGCCCUGUUCUUUGACGCCUGAAAGAGUUACAAUGUGUUGUUGUGGUCAAACACCAUUAACGGAAAAGAGAGAGAGUUGUAUGGAUCCUGUGCCGACCUGCGAUAAAAUCUGUUCAAAGCGCUUGAGAUGCGGCCAGCCUAAUAAUCCGCAUAUCUGCAAGGCACCAUGUCACUUGGGAGAAUGCCCGGAAUGUGACUUAAAUACUGAUGUCAAAUGCCGUUGCGGUAACAUGGACCGUGAGAUCGCUUGCAAGGACUUGACAAGCAAAGCCGAUGACGCGCGCUGCGAGAAACGUUGCAAGAAGAAGAGAACCUGCGGUAAACAUAAUUGUAAUCAGCUGUGCUGCAUCGACAUCGAACACAUCUGUCCAUUACCCUGUUCAAAAACUUUAAGCUGUGGUCGGCACAAGUGCCAAGAAAGAUGUCAUAUAGGAAGAUGUUCGCCUUGCUUGGAGAGCAGUUUUGAAGAAUUGUAUUGUGAAUGCGGCGCCGAGGUGAUUUAUCCGCCGGUACCAUGCGGUACAAGAAGACCCAUUUGUAAUCGACCGUGUUCGCGCGAACACCUCUGUAACCAUGAGGUAUUGCAUAACUGCCAUAGCGAGUCUACAUGUCCACCUUGCAGCGUCUUGACUCAGAGAUGGUGCCAUGGCAAACAUGAACUCAGGAAAGCAGUGCCGUGUCAUGUGAAAGAGAUCUCGUGUGGUCUGCCGUGUAAUAAACCAUUGACAUGUGGACGGCAUAAAUGUAUCACAAUGUGCCACGCCGGAUCCUGCGAGAAACCUGGACAACAGUGCAUUCAACCUUGCACUACAAUGAGAGAACUCUGCGGACAUAUCUGUGCUGCUCCAUGCCACGAAGGCAAAUGUCCAGAUAUGCCUUGCAAAGAGAUGGUCAAGGUUACGUGCCAGUGUGGACAUAGGACUAUGAGUCGUGUCUGUGCAGAUAAUGCACGAGAAUAUCAAAGGAUAGCAAGCAACAUAUUGGCUAGUAAGAUGGCCGAUAUGCAACUCGGUCACUCUGUUGAUUUGGAAGAAGUGUUCGGACAAGGUGCGAAAAAGCAGAAUCAGUUAAAGACUUUGGAAUGUAAUGACGAGUGUAAGACAAUAGAAAGAAACAGAAGACUCGCAUUGGGAUUGCAGAUCGCCAAUCCAGACUUAAGCGGCAAAUUAAUGCCUAGAUAUAGCGAUUACAUGAAACAGUGGGCUAAGAAAGACCCACACUUCUGCCAAAUUGUUCACGACAAGUUGACGGAAUUAGUACAGUUAGCGAAGACAUCCAAACAGAAAUCCCGGAGUUACUCAUUUGAAGUUAUGAACAGAGAAAAGCGUCAUUUUGUGCACGAGUCGUGCCAGCAUUUUGGCUGUGAGAGUCAAGCGUAUGAUGAAGAGCCAAAGAGAAAUGUUGUUGCCACUGCCGUGAAAGAUAAGUGUUGGCUACCAAGCUACAGUUUACUAGAAAUGAUACAAAGAGAGAAGGGACAAAGAAAAGUUCCAGGUCCGGUACUUAAUACUUCGAAGGGAAAUAACUCUACAAAGACUGUUCUUUCGUUACCUGUAAAACAGAAUCAGCAAUUGCUGCCGUCAACUCCUAAAACUGCUGACAAAGAAAUAGAUUAUUUUGACUAUCGAGACUAAAUCAUCAGUAGAAUAUAAAAGACAACACAGGUUGUAUAAUGUAUAUAAUAUCAUAAAUAGGGCUUAAAAAAUG
Messenger RNA from Trachymyrmex septentrionalis, 3915 nucleotides. It is a transcript of the gene stc, whose product is annotated as protein shuttle craft. Lineage: Eukaryota; Metazoa; Arthropoda; Insecta; Hymenoptera; Formicidae. Gene Ontology annotation, molecular function: DNA-binding transcription factor activity, RNA polymerase II-specific; RNA polymerase II transcription regulatory region sequence-specific DNA binding; zinc ion binding. Gene Ontology annotation, biological process: negative regulation of transcription by RNA polymerase II. Gene Ontology annotation, cellular component: nucleus. The record is from RefSeq and is a predicted model, not a curated record. The transcript is spliced from 10 exons. The coding region runs from base 246 to 3842 and encodes 1198 amino acids.